Messenger RNA from Penicillium antarcticum, 597 nucleotides. RefSeq lists its product as uncharacterized. Lineage: Eukaryota; Fungi; Ascomycota; Eurotiomycetes; Eurotiales; Aspergillaceae. Bases 1 to 597 code for a protein of 198 amino acids. The record is from RefSeq and is a predicted model, not a curated record. The transcript has a single exon.
AUGAUGUUUCUAAGUCACUUUUCCACCGGCACUGACAUCAAAUCCGCAGACGGAAUGCCGCUCUUCUAUGCGGAUAUUUCCUUGUUCACUCGCAACAAGCCUGACCUUAGCCUUCAUGCUAGUGCUAGCAACCAAGCGCAAAUUGUGGCCGUAUCCAACUCUCUGCAACUCUCUAGUGACUACAAAUUAGGCCUUGGAGAUCCCGGCAAUAUGAGCAGUGUCCAGUGGGAGGACAUGACCAAAGAGAAUAUCCAUAAUUCGAGAUACCGCUUUGAAAUGGCUGUUCCAAAUGAGCGAAUACAAUUAGCCGGAGCAAGACGGUCUUUUGUGUGGAAGAGAACACGCAGUAUUGGUGUUGGUGGUUCGGCAACGUCCAAAUGGACCACGCAAAACUAUAAGCUUGUGGAUGAGCGCUCUGGGCAGGUACUAGCCGUCUUUUCGGGCACCAGGAAACCGGGAAAAUGUGGGACAAUUCAAAUCAGAGUGGAAUACGGCGAGGAAUGUGAUCGAAUGGUCUUGAUUUCUUGUUUGAGUUUGUAUGAGAAAGCCAGAAGGCGCAACCACCUAGGGGCAGCAGGUGGCGGUGGAGGAGGUUGA